Molecule: messenger RNA, 5571 nt
Organism: Lepisosteus oculatus (spotted gar)
Lineage: Eukaryota; Metazoa; Chordata; Actinopteri; Semionotiformes; Lepisosteidae
Gene: slc66a2
Product: solute carrier family 66 member 2
Biological process (GO): phospholipid translocation; retrograde transport, endosome to Golgi
Cellular component (GO): trans-Golgi network; endosome
Source: RefSeq, a predicted model, not a curated record
UAGUGCAGCUGCAGCAGCGGGGAGAGGAUCUGCCAGCUGCCACCAACUUUAAACCCGUGUCUGUGCAAACUAAAGAAGGGGUUGUUACCUCUGCUACUCGGCGCCCAACCAAAGGGGAUGCCCUUCUGCCACAAUCAUGUGUUGAUGAUGGUAAGGACGCCACGGAAGAUUAAAGCAAUCGCGUUUCGCCAUCGCAUCGGAUGAGUCUGUUGCUGCGACUAGGAUGUGGCCGGGGUUGCGUGGCAGUGAUGCGGCAUCCGUAGCUGUGAUCUCAUCCCGGAGCUUGAACAUGCUACAGCCGGGCUGGUCAGAGCUGUAGAAGAAAUCCAAAGUAACUAGACUUCCAGGAAGUACCUCAAGCGGUGACUCUCCUUUAUUGACUUACUCAACACUUCAGCUGUUAACACGCCAAGAAGUCCCGAGACGAAGGAGCUGCCGCGCCGGUGUUUGAUUAAGGAACCAACUAGGACGACAAAGUUGUGUUUUCCCCCCCGUUUUUGAACAGAGGCGCCAUAUACCGUAUGCAUUUUUAAAAACGCUCAAGCUAUUCAAGAUGGAAGAUGAGGUCUUCGAGCAGAUCAUUUCUGUGCUUAACCAGCUGGUGUCCUGGAUCGCUGCUGGGGCCAUGAUGUUUGGAGGUGUGGUACCUUACAUCCCGCAGUACAGGGACAUCCGGAGGAGCCAGAACGCCGAGGGGUUUUCGACCUACGUGUGUCUCGUCUUACUGGUGGCCAAUAUUUUAAGGAUUCUCUUUUGGUUUGGGAGGUAUUUUGAGACACCUCUGUUGUGGCAGAGCAUAAUCAUGAUUGUGACCAUGCUGGUGAUGCUCAACCUCUGUACAGGCGUGCGGGUGGCUACAGAAAACAACACCAAGAGGCGCUCCUUCUUAGCAACAGACAGUAAGGAUGAAGAGAUCAAAGUCCCUAAGAGACUCUUUCUGGAUUUUGAUUGGAAGUACUUCUGGCUGUGGAGCGGGUUUGUAGACUAUCUGCAGUGCGUGCUGGCAUUCACUGCUGUAGCUGCAUACAUAACCUACCUCUUCCUGGACUCUAUUCUCUUUGUGGAAGCGCUGGGCUUCCUGGCUGUGUUCACCGAGGCCAUGCUGGGGACCCCUCAACUCUACCGCAAUUACCAAAACAAGUCCACAGAGGGCAUGAGCAUCAAGAUGGUGUGCAUGUGGACCAGCGGAGACACCUUUAAAACCGGGUACUUCUUGGUGAACCAGGCGCCGAUCCAGUUCUGGAUCUGCGGGUUGCUUCAGGUCUUCGUGGAUCUUGCCAUCCUCUUCCAGGUCUACUACUACAGCCGCUACCCCCAGAAGCCAGUCUCGCACGCUGUGCACCCCUCCAGCGCCAAGGCGCUCUGAGCCAGCCGUUGGCACAGCUGUGGAGCUGAGUGGAUAUUUGUACGACUCGUUUUCAAACACAAAAACAGACUUUUUUUAAAUAUGGAGAACUGGGAUAAGAAUGUCUUUCCAGCUGUUAUUUAUAUUUUUAUACACUCAUGUUGUACGCCCACGCGAAGGUUUGUAUUCCUGAAACUGGCACAAGACGUUACAUGAUUGUUGCAUGUAGACCUUUGCCUUACUGUUGGACAAGGGCUGAGGAAGUUGAGAGCAUUAUGGGGGAGAAAAGCACAGGCUGAUGAAGCCUCUUUUUCUUUUUCUUGGGGGUAAAGACUGAUGAAGACAUGAAGUCUUCCAUGAAUGUACAACUUCACUAAUCUUUAACCAUGUCUGUUACACAGAACAAUAAAACAGGGGGCGCACUAGUAAAAACUCCAAGUACAAUUCGUUGUUUAGUGGAGACACAAAAAAAAGACGGCAAAAGAUUAAUGCAAAUUUUAGUGGGGAAAAGAUGUACCUAAGCGCACACUACUAUACCAAAAACAUACAGAUUGAGUGUUAGAAAUGGAUUAGUGUCAGGGUGGGAGUCUUGAAUGGAUACUGUUUCUUGGUGUGCAUGCUUUCCGGGCUUGUUGUGAAACCUCCUACACAAGAGGGCCCGAAGCAGUGACAUCUGCCACCUAGAAGAUUUUUUCUUGCGCAGAGUGGUACUUUUGAAGACAGAUGCAGCAUGAAAGUUGCUUACUGUCCUGUCUUCCAUGGAAGUUUUGUUGCAUUGAGCUUACCUCACCAAGAGGGCAUCUGACUUCCACGCCCAAUCUCGAAUGAGCUGCUGUGGGGACGACUCGGCGUUUCAUGCCAGUAUCGAGAGAUGACUCAGUGCCAGUUCCUUUUUCAUUGCCAAAGUGGCAAAGGCUGUCCCUUCAGAGGUGAAUUGUUUCAGUAGAAUAAUGAAGACCCAGGGUCAUGUGUCCAGGCCAGUCAUCUUUAUUGCUUUCAGUGCUUGAGGCUAAACUGGAGAUAGAAAGUGCACUGGCUGUAAGGGAAUUGAACUUCGGUGAUAAUGGAGUAUUCUGCCCUCAGUAUAUGAGAAACAUUCCAGGCUGAAUUAAUUCAUAAGUAAAACAGCCAUGGGGCAUUACCUUUCUAGAAGGCUCCCCCACAACCUACACACAUACUCCACCGGGCAUAGUGCAUGAGGAGAAAUCAAACUUAAUUCUUGCCAGUCUGCUCCCGAGAGACAGUGGUGUCCUUUAAAAGAUGGAACAUGGUGAAAUCUUCAGAACUCGCACGUCUCUUCCACAGUAUAGAUACACUAUGCAUUUCUCCUCUCUCCUUGUCAGACAAUGUCAAAAUCCUCUUAUUAGCUGUCUAAGCUCCCGAGCUGAAGUGAUUUCAGUGUGUGUUGAAUGUCAGUCCACAGCUACACAAAGCACACAAAGUGAGAGUUGCGGCUAUUCCAAAGCCUGAAUUCGGACUGAGGACUUUGCAGGAAGUGGGGGAGGGGGGGUCACUCUGUCUGUCCUCUGUGAAGAUGAAGCACAAGCCAUAAUAGAGAGUUCUCAUAACAGAGUCUUCUCAAGCGUUUGGUGCCCAAAAAGGUGUUGGAGUUGUCUGUACAUGUGUGAUUAUGAAACGUUGUUUACUGUGAGGUUUCACUUGAGUUCAAUUUUAUAUGGGCAUUACAUCCCUGUGAUAACAGUACUGAAGGUAUGAGGAAUUGAAGCAGACUUACACUCAGUAGAGCACUGUCUUUCCCUGAAGUAUUUAUCAAGUGGUGAUGCAAGAUGUACAUGGUAGUACAGUAUGUAGCACAUAUGUACCAUGUUGUUGUUUCUCCUCUUCAAGUCUGCAAGCUUUUCUUUCUUGGGAUGUAAUUAAGUGGUCAACCUUGUUCUGGAGAGUCACAGUUGUGCAGAUUCUGCAAGUGUUUUUAAAACAUUAAUCAAGCACUUCCUGCUACAAAUAUCCCACAAGGAACAGGUCAGCCUGUUCAUCUACGGCUGGUGUCAUUAUGACCCUUGUAGAAAUUAAUCUGGAGUUGUUUUUGCUUUGUGUAAUAAAUUGUUUAAAUACUUACUAGACAAUGACGCAUAUUCCAAGUUUAUUGAAUGAUCAUCCUAGCAAAUUAUACAUUUUUUAUUAUAGAUUAAGUUAAAUCUGUGUCAGCAGCUCUAUAGUUAUUUCAAUAAGUCUUAAAGAAGCAAAUAUCCUUAUCCUUAAGACAUAGGGUGGCAGUGCUCAGGCCUGCAUCCUUAUGAAAACUGCAGUUCAAUUGUGAAGAGCUUGUGUCUGUUUGCUUGUUGAAGUAAGAGAUUGUACAGCAGGUUUCUUCUCUGGCAAUUGCUAAAAAAGCAGGAAUCCUAGAAUUCCCAUUUUCCGACUUUAUCAACCAAAGAUGUGGAUUAGUGCAGGGUUUCUCAGUCCUGGUCCUGUGUAACCCUUGUCUUCUGGUUGUAAAUCAUCUGAGUUCUUACUCACAGGCUAAUUGAUUUCAUUUUUCUGUUUGGGGCCUUUCUUUAAAAAGAAAGAGAGAUUUGUAAUUCAUAUAAACCUUGUGCUAAUGAGCACGUUUCAGAAGUCCUUUUUUCAGGUAUACGAGAUGAAAUGUAAUGCAAUUAAUUGGACUCGGGCAGAAGGAAAAACACGGCCUGCCUGUGGGCAGGUCUGACACUGUUAUUCCCACCCGUGGGCAAGUCUGAUAGUGUCAAUCCCACCUGUGUCUCUUCAUCAUCAAUUUAUCUCCUGUGAAGAGCUGUUUAGAGAAAAGUCUUAUUUAGCAUACAGAAUGUUAUGCAUUUUCUCCUCAACUUGCUAAUGUUGUUGAAAAUAAUGUACUUUAACUGGGGUAGUUUUUAAAUCAAGGCCUGAAUGCAAAAAUAAAGUCUAACCCAGCAAUCAGAUCAGUUAUCCUUGGUGAUUAAGGGCUCAGUUGGCACAUGAACAGCAGGGACCAGGUCUGAGAGCCACUCAUGGAUUUAUGGAAUGUAGAAGUACUCAGGAAAAGUUGGGACUUGUUUAGAUGAAUGAGAGAAAUGAUUAAUCAAGCUGCAUUUUUUACCUUGGGUGAUAAUUGGUCCCAUUUCUAAAUGUUCGUACUAUUCCUUUUUUUGUCCGUGUGGGAUAGACCCACUUGGUUUAAAAUCUCUUCCUUCUUCAUUCAUCUGCUGUGCUGCUUCUCUUCCUGAGGAACAUCCUGUUUGACAGAACCAGACAUUGAAUACCUGCCAAAACCUCUGUCAUGGGUGUCAGGCUCUACAAGUGUGAAUGGGAUGAAUGGCUCAAAGAUGAUGUAAAAUUAUACACUACAUACAUCUUUGUAAAUUGCCUUAUACUCUCGUUUCUGGUCCUAUGGGGUAACUGACACGAACUAUAGACUCCGAACUGGGCUGUAGGUCAGCUCUAUAGAGGUCAGAUCCUUGUCCUGUAUUACUGUAGGUGUGUUAAGCCCAGAAUAUGGUACUGUACCUACAGUACCGUUAAGUAAAAUGUGAUGUGGGUAUUUUUUUUCUUUUUACCUUUAUUCAAAUUUAUACUGUCCUUUUUUUUUAAAGUAUAUUGUAUAUGUACUGUUUAGCAAAUUCUGUGUGGAUUGAAAUAUUUAUAGAAAAAGGCCAAAAGGAGUUUUGAUGUUCUAUUUAACAUACAGUUGUUUGCCAAUGCAUUACAAAUAGCUUAUAGUCAGUUGUAAUGAUUUUCACUUAAUUUUAACAUCACUUUAGAGUACUCUGAAUUAAAUUCUGCAUGGCAGCAAAAUUGCGUGUUCAACUCUGAUCAGUCCUUUUAUUAAUUUAAUUCAAAACUAUAGGAAUGCAUUUCUCUGAUGUUCUAUUAUUGUAUAUCUUACUCAUGACAUGAUACAUUCAGUCACAUACAUUUUAAAUUGGAGAAUUGCAAGUCAAGUUGUUUUUAAUGCAAGUUACUAGUUAGAAAAGGUGCCCUUGUCAGUAUUAAACUCAAUGAUUAUUCUGUUCUAUUUAUAUUCUUUUUGUCCUUUGACUGUUUCUUUACAUGGCUGUUUUGUUGUGUGACAUUUUAUGGGGUUCACUUUAUAAUUGUCUUGUAUUUGUGUUUUACAAAAAGGUCAGUGCUUAACAAUCUGGACAGCACCAUUUUGUUUAAAAAAAACUGCCACAUCAGAUGGUUUUUAUACCAAAAUUUAAUACAAGGAAAGACAUAUUUACGUAAGAGAUGGUAAAAGUUGUUUAAUAAAACUGAACAUUACA